Triticum turgidum subsp. durum (durum wheat) is the source of this 249-nucleotide messenger RNA. The record is from the annotation of a GenBank genome assembly. Lineage: Eukaryota; Viridiplantae; Streptophyta; Magnoliopsida; Poales; Poaceae.
AUGAGGCUGCUUCUGUGUUUCUGCAUCUUCCUUGUCGUCCUCCUCGCCGGCUCCUCCUCCGACUCCCUCUCCGAGCGCUGCCCCCUGCAGCACCGCCGGCAGCUCCACGACGUCGUCGUGAGGCUGCAGGCGACAGCGGCGGCGAGCACUGCGGCUGCAGUAGGGCCACGGCAGGAGAUCGCCGAUCCGGUCUAUGGGACCUCCAAGAGGGUCAGUCCGGGGGGAUCCAACCCUCAGCACCACCGCUGA